UAAACCAAACAUAGCAAGCGAAAUGUCUUCUUCUUCUUCUCAAAUUGUUGAGCCAAGAACUAAAUGGCGGCGCUGGCGAUUUCGAUGGCGGUGCCGGUAAGAUGGGAUGGUACCGGACAGAAUUGCGAGAAUGGCCUGGAGCAGUGACCUGACGGCCGAAGAGGGUGAUGCGGUCGUUGGUGGCACUUUGGGACGACUGGACCCGGUGCUUUCUCGAUCUGCGAUUGGAGUGGGCGAAUCUGUGGCGUUGGCGGCGUGGACGACGUGAGGACGCUGAAAGUGGCACGGUUGAGAUGAUAGUGGGGGCGUGCCUGUUUGGCGGCAGUGGUUGAAGAAUCCGGUGAUGGGGAUUUGCCGAAGUAACACUGCUGACAGCUUGUGAAACCAAUAUCACUGCUUGAGGUGAGUAGUUUGCUGGGUUUGCCAAAAGAAUGGGUUUUGUGGGGACUGAAAUUUUUGGAAUCUGUAGUGAUAUGGGCUGUGAGUGUAGCAAAAUUGUUGUGUUAUUGGUGGGUUGCAGUGAUGGCUCGGUUGUGGGUAUCAACGGUGGUUGGAGUUUGGGCACUGAUGGUGUUUGGGUUUUGGGCUCUUUUGAGUAUUGAUCGGUAAUGGCGGCCGGUUGAGCGUGGGUAAUUGGGGUUUCUUGCGUUGCUGGGGUCCGUGGUCGAGUCUCUUGGGGUUGGUAAGUUGGGCUAAGGGAUAGAAAAUGGGUUUUCCUUUUUCUCUGCAGAGUUUCUUUGUUGAUAAGAGGGAGAAUCGUGAGGGAAUCGGGCUGUCAGGAUAGCUUCGCAGAUUCGUUUGAAGUUGAAGAACGGAGCGAAGUUUGUUUCGUGCUUUGGGGAUUGUGAAGGGAAAAAACUCAAAAGACAAGGGCAAUAUGAUCAAAGUGUGUGAGAUAUUGAAGUUGAAAAUUCGUAAUUUGCUGGUCAAUAUUGGCAACCGGUCAAAAGGUAAACACUAUCUGAGCACAACCUCGUUGUCAAACUAGGCCUAAAUAUCUCACCUACUUCCUAGACUUUAGUACUCCUGAAUCUUUCGAGUUCUGUUAAUUACCCCUAUUCAAGUUCAGUUUGAUCGUUAAUCUUAGCUCAAUCCCACGGACACGCAGCAAUCUUGUUGGUCAACCUAUACUCUUCAUCGGAAAAAACCACCAUGAAUCCAGCUAAAGAAUUAAUAUUGAAUACAUCAUUGCUUCUCUCCCUACUUGUUUUCCGAUUUUGCAUUUCCCUUGACACCAUUUCCCCGAACCAGCCCGUUAAAGACGGUGACAUCCUGGUUUCGAAAGGAAAAACCUUCGCACUUGGGUUUUUCAGCCCGGGAAACUCUGGCCGCCGCUACGUCGGAAUAUGGUAUAACGAAGUUCCUCAACAAACCGUUGUGUGGGUGGCAAACAGAGACAUCCCUCUCAAUGACACCUCCGGAGUCCUCUCCUUCAACGGCCACGGAAACCUCGCCCUUAACAGCCAAAACCGAAGCACCCCAAUCUGGUCUACAAACGCUUCAAUCUCAACCACAAACAAUUCUAUGGCUCAGCUCUUAGAUUCUGGGAAUCUUGUUUUGGUUCUACGACACAGCCAAAGGGUUACAUGGCAGAGCUUCGACUAUCCCACCAAUACUCAGCUUCCGUUGAUGAAACUUGGGCUGGACCGGCGGACCGGGUUCAGCCGAUACCUAACAUCUUGGAAGUCCGAAGAUGACCCGGGAACCGGAAGCUUCUCAUUGGGGAUUGACCCAAUUGGGUACCCACAAUGUGUCCUAAACAAGGACGGAACUCCAUCUUGGCGGGGUGGACCUUGGACCGGCCAAAGAUUUAGCGGUAUACCUGAAAUGAAUCAUAAUCCUGUUAUCAACAUCAGUUACGUGAAUAAUCAAGAUGAGCUCACGAGUGUGUAUAGUGUAACUGACCCUAGAGUUUUGAGUAGACUGGUGUUGAAUGAAUCAGGAAUCGUUGAUCGGUCCACGUGGCUCAAGGCUAGAUGGUAUGUGUUUUGGUAUGCUCCGAAAGAGUCGUGUGAUAUGUACGAAGAGUGCGGUCCAAAUAGUUACUGCGACCCGUACAAUCCAGACAAGUUCCAGUGCACAUGCUUACCUGGGUUUGAACCCAAUUCGACCCGUGAUUGGUACUUGAGAGAUGGGUCGGGCGGGUGUGUGAGGAGGCGGGGAGUAUCUGCAUGCCGCAGUGGAGAAGGGUUUGUGAAGUUGGCACGUGUGAAGUUACCGGAUACUUCAAUAGCACAUGCGGACAUGACUAUGAGUUUGGAGGAGUGUAGGCAGGAGUGCUUGAGGAAUUGUUCUUGUACGGCUUACACCAGUGCAGACGAGACAAGGGGAGGGAUUGGGUGCUUGGCAUGGCACGGGGAUUUGGUGGACACUAGAGUCUACUCCAAUGCAGGACAAGAAUUAUAUAUACGUGUGGAUGCAGUUGUGCUAGCUCAAUAUUCAAAGAAAAAAGGCCUUAUUAGGAGCAAGAAGAUAUUGGCAGUUCUUAUAGUUUCUGUUGCUGUAAUGUUGCUUCUUUUGGUCUCCAUUGGAUAUUGGCUGGUAAUGAAGAACAAAAGAGGAAGAGGAAGCAGGGAAAGCAAAAAUCUGUUUAGACCUACCUCAAGUUCAACAUACCUUCAAGAACCUCCAAGUAGUAUAAGGGAGCUCGAUGAAAGUUCAAGAAGUUCAGAUUUACCAUUCUUUGAUCUAAGUAUCAUAGUUGCAGCCACAGAUAAUUUCUCUGAUGCUAACAAGCUUGGAGAAGGAGGUUUUGGCUCAGUUUAUAAGGGUCUCUUAGAUAAUCAGAAGGAAAUUGCAGUGAAAAGACUUUCAAAGAAUUCCGGACAAGGAGUUGAAGAAUUCAAAAAUGAAGUUACAAUAAUUGCUAAACUCCAACAUAGGAACCUUGUGAGGAUUCUAGGUUAUUGUGUUCAUCGAGAAGAGAAGAUGUUAAUCUAUGAGUACUUGCCAAACAAAAGCUUGGACUUUUUCAUUUUUCAUGAAACAAAAAGGUCAUUGAUAGAUUGGGGAAGACGCUUUGAAAUUAUUUGUGGAGUUGCUCGAGGGCUCUUAUAUCUUCAUCAAGACUCAAGAUUAAGAAUUAUUCAUAGAGACUUAAAGGCUAGCAAUGUUCUACUUGACAAUGCAUUAAAUCCAAAAAUUGCAGAUUUUGGUAUGGCUAGAAUCGUUGGAGGGGACCAAAUUGAAGCAAAUACAAAUCGCGUCGUUGGAACCUAUGGUUAUAUGUCACCGGAGUAUGCAAUGCAAGGGCUAUUUUCAGUGAAGUCUGAUGUAUAUAGCUUUGGGGUUUUGUUGCUGGAGAUCAUUACUGGCAAAAAGAAUAGUGCUUAUUAUAAUGAUGGUCCCUCCUUAAAUUUGAUUGGGCAUGUUUGGGACCUAUGGAGAGAAGAUAAAGCCAUGGAAAUAGUUGAUUCAUUACUGGGUGAGCAAUAUGCUAAUGAAAUUUCGAGAUGUAUUCAAAUUGGGCUUUUGUGCGUGCAAGAACAUGCAACAGAUAGGCCGACCAUGUCAACAGUUGUUUGGAUGUUGGGUAAUGACACAACUCUUGCUUAUCCAAAACAACCUGCAUUUAUCUCGAAGAACACUUACAAUAGUAGAGAUAGAUUAAUUAGUGAAGGAGCUAGUUCUGUAAAUGAAGUAACAAUUACUAUGAUUAAUGCUCGCUAACCAUAUAUAGGCUGUUAGGUUCAGUGCACCAAUAUGUUAUUACAGCAUAUGAUUAACUUCUUGGAUGUAGCAUAACUAUAACUUUGCACACUGUUAAGUUGAAAAAGGUAGGCUUCUUGCAUUUAUGA
Messenger RNA from Corylus avellana, 3797 nucleotides. Its product is annotated as G-type lectin S-receptor-like serine/threonine-protein kinase RKS1. NCBI's taxonomy places the organism in Eukaryota, Viridiplantae, Streptophyta, Magnoliopsida, Fagales, Betulaceae. Gene Ontology annotation, biological process: protein phosphorylation; recognition of pollen. The record is from RefSeq and is a predicted model, not a curated record. Gene Ontology annotation, cellular component: plasma membrane. Gene Ontology annotation, molecular function: protein serine/threonine kinase activity; ATP binding.